Molecule: messenger RNA, 528 nt
Organism: Penicillium alfredii
Lineage: Eukaryota; Fungi; Ascomycota; Eurotiomycetes; Eurotiales; Aspergillaceae
Product: peptidyl-tRNA hydrolase domain protein
Exons: 3
Coding region: 1-528 (175 amino acids)
Biological process (GO): mitochondrial translational termination
Cellular component (GO): mitochondrial large ribosomal subunit
Molecular function (GO): translation release factor activity
Source: RefSeq, a predicted model, not a curated record
AUGUUUCGAUCCUGUCUAACCCCAUUCAGGCGCUUUGCAUCUCGCAGUGAUGGCGACAUUACAGAUGUCCAACGGGCAAGGGAUUGGCUUGCAACCCUUAGCUCCAAGACCCUCCCCCGCCAUAUCUGCGAGGUCUCCUUUAGUCGCUCUAGUGGCCCGGGCGGGCAGAAUGUGAACAAGGUCAACUCCAAAGCCACGUUGAAAGUACCAUUGAAUUCCCUUCUGCCACUGGUGCCCCGUCUCCUCCACUCUGAGCUGCGAGCUUCGCGCUAUAUGACCGAUCGGUCCCAGAGUCUGAUCAUCCAGUCUGAUGGGGAACGGAAGCAGUCCAACAAUGUGGAGGCCUGCUUUGAGAAGUUUUACCAGAUCCUGGAAAGCUCGGCAAAACAGGUCAUUCCAGGGGAGACGUCCGAGGAGCAGAGAAAGCAUGUACAGAACCUGAAGCGUGCUUCAAACGAAGCUCGACUCAAGUCCAAGAAACUACACAGCAGUAAGAAAAGCAGUCGGAGGACUAAAUACGAUGAUUGA